AUGGAGCUGGACCCAGAGCUGGACAUACCUGAGGGCAAGGGGCAGAACCCAGACCCCAGCUCUGGGGGCAAAAAACCCCGAGUGGUCAACCCAGAGAUGUCUGAGAUGCAAAAACUGCUCCGCAGUGCUGCUGGCUUCAUUCUGGGCUUGAUCCUGGCCAGCCUGUACGGGGUUCUGGUGCUGCUGGCCCAGGGCCACAACAUCAAAUACUGCCUGGUCACCACCAUUGGGCUGGGUGCAGCUCUGGGGCUGGGCAUGGCCUUCUCCAUCGGGGUGCGGGUGACGGUGCUGCUGUCACUGCCCCACGUCUUCACCAAGGAAGGGAAGGCCCUGAUGCUGCUGCUGGCACUGGGUAUAGCCGUGCAGGGCCCCUGCACCAACAUCCUGUACAACUUCUCCCAGUCCGCCCAGUCGCUGUCGUGCGGGGCCGAGCUGGCCCUCAACCAGACAGCCGAGAGGAUGCACCGGGCCCAGGAGCCACUGCUGAACAUGCUGAACAAAAUCAAGGAGAUCUCCCAGAAAGCCAAAGUGGUUGGUGACCACGUCCGCAAGUUCUUCCGCUCCAUAAUGGACUCCGUCGGCCACGUGGCCCAAGCCCUGCAGAACGUCUGGAUGUGGCUGCAGAACGUGGGCUUCGAGUGCAACGCAGAGCUGGGGAAGCCGUACCAGCGCUGCCAGCGCCUCUUUACCGAAGCCUACGACAAGUGCAUGGAGGCCAUCCCCAUCUUAUUCUUCCUCUGCUACAUCAUCCCCGGUUUCCAAAACCUCUGUGGAUUGGCCAACGUUGGCUACAUGUUCUGCAUCAUCCCACACUACAUCCAGGAGUACCUGAGGAGGAGGACGGUAGACCCUGGAGACCCUUCCCCCUCAUCCCGUGGCUGUCCCUUUGUCACCCCCACAGCCCUUACGGACAAACUGGACGACGUCCGCCGGGAGUUUGAGUUCAACAUCACGGCCGUCCACCACUUUGAUGUCAACCUCAACGCCAGCAAGAGCCUGGGAGAGGUGGCCUUGGACAUCAUGGAGGGCGUGCGGCUGAGCCUGGAGCCCGUCUACAACAUCCUGGCACUCUUCACACAUUUCUCCUUCUUUGCCAUCGUCUACAUAUACCUCAGGGCACUGCAGUACCGUCACCAAUACCUCCGGGAUGAUACUUUUGACAACGUGUACAUCACCCAACGCUUCCUGGAGCUGGAUCUGCGGUGUGCAGAGCAGGGCAGACCCACAGUUCUGCCUCUCUCCAGCUGGGAGAGUGGUCGCUACAUCCUGCCAGCCGGGAUGUGGCUGUCACGGCAGGAGCAGCGCCGGUAUGGGCUGCAGCUGGUGGGAGUUCUGCGUCACAUGUUGCUGGGGCUCUGCAUCAUCCUGGCUGACUACAGCCUCUUCUGGCUGCUCGACUUGGUCCAGCACCACCUGCAAGGGGAGAUUGUUGCCAGGGCCCCAGAAGUGCUGGGUAUCAGCAUCAAUGGGACGGGUUACACCAGCGAGAUCUUCCGGGACGUGGUCUCUGCCUUCGAUGCCCUGCAGCGUGGCAACAUCUCCGUGAUCUCCCAGCGCUGCCGCCUCCAGCCCGUGGAGCCUGACUACGGCACCUACCUCAACAUGGGACUCCUCUACGGCACCUGCAUCUUCAUCGCCGUUUUCGGCACCCACGCCGCACGCCUGCGCCGGGUGGUGUGUGCCGUCUACUACCCAUCCCGUGAGCAGGAGCGCACCAUCUUCCUCCACCGUGCCAUCCUGGCUCGGCGGGCAGGGCUGGCACGUGCCCUGCGCAAAGCUGUCACCGAGAACACGGGUGACACCGAGCAGAACGAAUUCCUCCAGUACCUCACUGCCAGGCUGCCUGUCUUUGCCUGGCUUGUUCGGUUCUUGGGCAUCCAGCAGAAACGCUGCCUGGCCUGUGGGAUGCAGGACCAGGCAGACUUAACUGCUUGUAUCACACCUGGGUGCAAAGGGCUUUACUGCAGCGAGUGCCACGAAACCCUGAAUGACAUCUGUGCCAUCUGCAUGGGCCCCCUGAGCUACGAGGAACUCAAGGAUGAGGAGAUGGACUCCAGCGACGAGGAGACGGUUCGGCUGUGGCUGGGGGCGGUGCAGGCGCUGCAGGGCCAGGAGCGAGGGCGUUUGCUGCAGCAGAGGAUCCGGGAGGUGGCAGGGGGCCAAGGGGGUGGGCGCAGGUUGCCCCCCGAGAUGAUGGCCCAGCUGCGAACCCAGCUGGUGGAGGAGGCGGGCGGGGAGAGCGACAAGGGCAGCACGGACAGCUCGCUCUCCAGCCGGGAUUUUGGCUACCAGGAGGAGCCGGAGAGCAGCAGUGAGCUGGAGGAGGUGACGGCCCAGCAGCCCCCUAGCAGCCCGGACCGGACUGGGUGA
This is a messenger RNA of Calypte anna (Anna's hummingbird), 2370 nucleotides long. RefSeq names its product DC-STAMP domain containing 2 (gene DCST2). The record is from RefSeq and is a predicted model, not a curated record. Gene Ontology annotation, cellular component: membrane. Lineage: Eukaryota; Metazoa; Chordata; Aves; Apodiformes; Trochilidae. The coding region runs from base 1 to 2370 and encodes 789 amino acids. The transcript has 15 exons.